AUGCACAGCUGCCGCACAAUCGAUAUCGUUGUUGGAUGCGCGACAAGCAGCGACAAUGGCUGUCAGUCUCACACGCGCAAGCUUCCAGUUCUCGAAUCUGUACUUAUCGGCCGCUCCCCGUUCUUCGCAAACGUUGUGCAUAGAUACAGGUCUCCUUCGUCGGAACCCUCCGGGAAAGAUGUAUCUGGCUCGAAGGUGCGACCGGGGUCUGUGAGACUACCAGAAGACAAUCCUAAAGUAGUCAACAACUAUGUAUUGCUCUUACAUAGCGAAGAAGCCCCCACACUCAAGAAACCGGAUGAUCUUGAGGAAGUUGAUACCGAGGAGUAUCCAAGGGUAGCUGCCAGAAUUCUCCAAACGGCCAUGUGCACUGCCGUCGACGACCUCCAGACCCAGCAUAGUAAGCUGUACCUCUUCUGCGAGAAGAUGCAAGAUGUCACCUCCAAGGAGAUAAUACUCGCCGCCAUUAUUAAAUCCACCAAGACACCCAUCAAAGACCUCCAGCGCCGCGCUCGCUCUGGCCCAUCUAUAAUCAACAGGCUGUGCGCCGUCACCAAGACUGGCGGUCGGAUUAGAAGGUGGCUAAGUGACUGCGCUUUGUGCUUCGAACAUUCAGGCUGGCUCCAGGAUGGCCUCGGGUGCCACCCUGAGUACCUCCAGGAUGUUGUGAGGGGAAUGUGGAAGUGCUUCUCGUCCAAGUGA
Didymella exigua CBS 183.55 is the source of this 702-nucleotide messenger RNA. RefSeq lists its product as uncharacterized. The coding region runs from base 1 to 702 and encodes 233 amino acids. The transcript is spliced from 3 exons. The record is from RefSeq and is a predicted model, not a curated record. Lineage: Eukaryota; Fungi; Ascomycota; Dothideomycetes; Pleosporales; Didymellaceae.